AUGGGUGGUGGUAUUGGCAGUAGUGGUGGAGGCGGCAGCGCUGGUAGUGGCAGUGGUGUCGUUGGGGGUCCUCCCCACCCACGCCGGAUCAGCCUGAAUCCGAUAGUGCAUGAGCAUAUUCCGCCAGACUACUUGUCAAACUUAAAAAAAUACAAAUAUAGUGGCUCAGACUCCAGCAUCAUUGCGCGGUACGUUAUGCAGCCAUACUGGAAUUUUAUUGUGAGUCUUGUACCAAUGACUGUGGCACCCAAUGCAAUCACACUGACGGGGUUUCUUAUUGGUCUAUCCUCUUCCAUUUUGGUUA
Messenger RNA from Trypanosoma cruzi, 304 nucleotides. RefSeq names its product ethanolamine phosphotransferase, putative. Lineage: Eukaryota; Euglenozoa; Kinetoplastea; Trypanosomatida; Trypanosomatidae. The record is from RefSeq and is a predicted model, not a curated record. The annotation marks the transcript as partial. The transcript has a single exon.